AGAGACGAUUUUCGUUUCUGACGCGUCGAACCGCUUUUACCCGAACGACGUCCGAAGUCAACGACACGGUCGUUCGUUUCCAGUUCGCUCGACUUUGCGCGUGACCGACGUUUCCGGUCGAUUUAGAGGUUACGACUCCGGUUUCUAUCGGAUGAGACGCGUAAACGGCGAUCAUGUGUCUGAGGAUAAACCGCUUCUGUUGCUUCGACGACACCAGAAAAGGAUCGACGGCCUGCGCCUUCUACACGGGUGUAUUAUCCGUCGGAGGAAUCGUGGGAAAUUCCGUAAUUCUCGGUUUAUUCGAUAAAUACAAACGAAAGAUAUACGAUUUUAAUAAUGGAAAACUAGAUUACGACGGAAUAAAAUUGUACGUCCUGAUAACUUUAUCGUCGUCGGUGAUGUUUCUGGCCGCCAGCGCGUUUCUGUUAAUCGCCGUUAAAAAGGAGAAACGUCUGUUGAUGAUUCCUUGGAUGAUCUGGAUGGCCAUUCUGAUAAGCGCUCAAUUAUCCACCGUCGUCUUUCUAUUAUUUGUAAUCACUGCCAGUCCGAAGAUUCUUCUUCAAUGCCUAAUCAUCGUCGUCUUCUGUCUGGUAAACUCGUAUUGUUUCUCUUGCGUCUAUUCGCAAUACAGGACUCUACGAGAAGCUCGAUAUUCUACCCCGACGGAUAAACUUUAGUUUUUCGUUUUCGUCCGCGCUAACGAAAACGUCGAG
This is a messenger RNA of Centruroides sculpturatus (bark scorpion), 713 nucleotides long. RefSeq lists its product as uncharacterized. The coding region runs from base 174 to 677 and encodes 167 amino acids. Lineage: Eukaryota; Metazoa; Arthropoda; Arachnida; Scorpiones; Buthidae. The transcript is spliced from 6 exons. The record is from RefSeq and is a predicted model, not a curated record.